Messenger RNA from Pistacia vera, 927 nucleotides. Its product is annotated as cytochrome P450 81Q32-like. The record is from RefSeq and is a predicted model, not a curated record. Lineage: Eukaryota; Viridiplantae; Streptophyta; Magnoliopsida; Sapindales; Anacardiaceae. Gene Ontology annotation, molecular function: oxidoreductase activity, acting on paired donors, with incorporation or reduction of molecular oxygen; heme binding; iron ion binding. The coding region runs from base 1 to 927 and encodes 308 amino acids. The transcript has 2 exons.
AUGGAUAUCAUAUUCUAUUACGGCUUGUUUCUCUUGCUCUUGUAUUUCCUUCAAAAAUAUUUCCUCCAAAUUAAAAGAAACCUCCCACCAAGUCCUCCUUUGUCCCUACCCAUAAUAGGCCAUCUCUACCUUUUAAAGAAACCUCUUCAUCGAACCCUGGCCAAACUAUCCCAUCAAUAUGGUUCUAUUCUGUUAAUCAGGUUCGGCUCUCGCCGGGUAAUCCUUGUAUCUUCCCCUUCUGCUGCAGAGGAAUGCUUCACCAAAAACGACAUCAUUUUUGCCAACCGCCCUCACCUCCUUGCGGGGAAGCACCUUGGCUAUGAUUAUACCACCCUUGUUUGGGCCUCAUAUGGCCAUCAUUGGCGCAACUUAAGACGCAUAGCUUCAAUUGAAAUCUUGUCAUCUAAUCGCCUACAGAUGUUUUAUGGCAUCCGUCUUGACGAGGUCAGGCUAUUGUGUAAAAGGCUUUUUCGAGGGUCAAAGGGCGAACAGCAUCAGACUGUAAACAUGAAAUCCAUGUUUUUCGAGAUGACUCUAAAUGUUAUGAUGAGGAUGAUUGCUGGCAAACGAUAUUAUGGAGAGAAUAUAGCAGAAUUGGAGGAAGCAAAAAAAUUCAAAGAAAUUUUGACCGAGACCUUUCGCUUGAGUGGGGCUACUAAUAUUGUAGAUUUUUUGCCGUUUCUGAACUGGGCUGGAUCGAAUAAGGUUGAAAAGAGUUUAGUAAUAUUGCAGAGAAAGCGAGAUAAGUUCAUGCAGGAUUUGAUUGAAGAGCACCGGCAAAUUAGGAAUAGCUUUGCUUCUCCAGAGAGGAGUAAGACCAUGAUCGAUGUGCUAUUAUCACUACAAGAAAAUGAGCCAGAAUACUACACAGAUAAUAUUAUCAGAGGCAUGAUGCAAGUAAAAUUUCUUUCUCUAUAUCUCGGGUAA